Messenger RNA from Bacillus rossius redtenbacheri, 2418 nucleotides. RefSeq lists its product as uncharacterized. NCBI's taxonomy places the organism in Eukaryota, Metazoa, Arthropoda, Insecta, Phasmatodea, Bacillidae. The transcript is spliced from 2 exons. Bases 360 to 1046 code for a protein of 228 amino acids. The record is from RefSeq and is a predicted model, not a curated record.
AAUCAUACACUUAAUACUUAUUUCAUACUCUGCGUAAUUACUAGGAGAAUAAAUAGUAUGGUGAAUACCUAUAUGUGAAAGCAAGUGUAUGCCUUUUUCUAAACAUUAAAUUUAAUAAGUAGUUUUUUUUUUUUACUUACUGUAAUGUGCUACUGAAUUUAAUGGUUGGUUAAAAUCAGUGAAAUUUAAUUUUUGUUACAAUAACAAGUAGUUAAAAUAAAUGGUUUGCUUUCAGACAUCAAAGAAAAGAAAAACCAAAACAGCAGCUAAAGCAGUCCUUGUAAGAAUACCAAAUGAAGCUGAAGGAAAUUCCUUUGCAGAUGUGAACCCAAAUACAUUUACCAAGUGAUCUAAGAAGGAUGGCCCAGACCUUGCCUGCGAUGGCUGCUUCCGAGUUGGCGGCCCAGGGAGAAGAGCCCGAUAACCGGGCCGUGGACGACGCCAUCCCACGGUUUUCUGUGUUGGGGUGGAAACCCGUCGUCUUCGUCCGGGAGGGCGCCGCCUGGGUUGCUGCUCACUGCGGGAAGCGGCCGACGCAGAGGCGGAGGGAUGCUGAGCGCGGGAUUGCGCACAGGCUGCGAAGCCGAAACGCCAAUCCCGCUCCCCCAGCCGAGACCAGCAGCUCCACAGCCCGCGAAGAGGUGGAGUCUUGCGCAGCUGAGGCCGUCGAGGCGUGUCGGCCCCCAAGCCAGGGGGUUGACCCAGUCCAAAUCUACUUGGACUGUGAACUCCGGCUACAGCUCGCCCGGCUGGAGGACCACCGUGUCCUCACCACCGCCCUUUCUUUGGUGGUGAGAGACACCGUCCCGGGGGGGACGAACAUCUGCUUCCCCCAGCCUGCACUUGUGCAGCGGAUGACGUUGGCAGCCGCCUGCUUGCCAACUGACGCUGUACGUCUUCGAGCCCUGGUCGAGACGGCAACUGAAAGAAGAGGCCUCUCGACCAACUGGGACGAGGUUGCCAGGGACCUUGCCCUGGCACACGGAAGACGAGUGCGGGACUGGUCGAAACCGUACAACGAGGGAUGCCGAGUUGUACGGUACUAGCGACCCGGGACCCGAGAUCUACCAGCCGCCAUCUUCAUUCGUGGCGCUGUCCCGUCACCAGAUGCAGUGGCGGGGGAGGGGGGGGCCCCUAGGCCCCCCCUGCUCGGUGUGCGCCUUCCCUCCGCCUGCCGGGCCAUCCUGGUGGGUAUGCCAACAGCCACCCCGACGACGACAUCUGCACCGGCCCCGGAACGCGACAACGGAGAGAGGAAGAGUUCCUGAUGACGCUGGGCGCUGUUGAAGACCGUCAGGUGAGGGGCGGUCGGCUGGGCCGUGGGAUCGCAUGUGAAACGACAGGCGACUCCGCGGCUUGGUCGGCUGCCCUGCAUCGGAUGGAGCAGCAGCGCCGAUGGCACCAACACCAGCAACCAGAUUGUGAGGGCAAGUCGGGUAGUACGGCGAUGAGGGGGAGUUGGUGCGGUGCCCGAGGGGGAGAUUCGUCUCUCGGUCGGGCAUCGCACUAUCUCUCCUGGAAGCUGGAACCCUGGCCCCCAGGUGCGAAGUCUUCAUGGGGAAGAUGUAGUGGUCGGACGCCGGAGAAGUGCUGGGGGACGGGGGUGGGUGGCCUUUCGACAAGUUGAGCGCACCUUAAUUACCUUAAUUAUGAGAAAACUACUUCUAUAACCUUCUCCAGAAAACAUCAUAUCAUUGCUUCUGAUUAUAAACUUGGUAAUCAUGUUAUCUUUAAGUCAGUUUGUUAGAGAUUUAGGUAUCUUACUUGAUAAUAACUUGUACUUUCAUAACCAUAUUGAAUCUCUUAGAUCGCAAUGUAAUAGAUUGUUAGCGUUGAUUAAAUAUAUUACUUUCAAUGCCACUAAUUUAGAUUCUAUUGUUAAUUUAUAUUUAGCUUUAGUAAGAUCCAAGAUUGAGUAUGCCUCCGUGGUCUGGAACAAUAUCACAAAAACAGAUAGUGACAAACUAGAUAAAUUACAAAAUAAAUUAAUCCAUAUCAUUAAUCAAAAGACCAACAUUACCAUCAAUUCUAAUAGUCUAUCCUCUCUCAGAUCUUUAACUCUAAGAAGAGAGCUAUUAGAUGCCCUUUUUAUCCAUAACUGUUAUACUAAUAAAACAAAAUGCAAUUAUAUUCUAGAUAAUACUGGGAUUAAAGUACCCACCUAUAACAGUCGACAGACACCUUUAUUAUGCUCCUUAGGCAAAUCAAAUGAUAUAUUAUACAGAAUUAUAUCAAAUUUUAAUAAACAUGGUUGCUAUGUCUCUCUAUCAAAAAAUAAUUUAAAUAUAAAACAAUUUUUCUUAUCUUAAUUUAAAUUGAAUAUAUUUAAGGUUAAUGAUGAUACCAUAUUUAAUUUUUUUUUAUAAUCAGGUUCUGGAUUAUCAUUUCUGUUGUUAUAGAAUUAUGAAACUUGUUCUU